AAAUGUCUUGUUUACUCACUUGGAGACAAACAGCCCUUUUGAUGCUUCUCUCACUUGUUACUCAGCCUUGAGACUUCAUAGACCAUCAAGCCAAGUAAGAAAGCCUGAACAGUGAGCAUAAAUGUUGACCUCUGGUGGUAUAGCAUUACUUUUCUUGCUCAAUUUGCCAAGUGUCAAGUUAUGCCCAAUACUCUGCCAAUGCACCAGACUCAAUAAUCUGGGACUCAAAGUUGACUGCAGCUCAAAACAUCUGAAGGAAGUUCCUGUUCUCCCUGAAGACACAGUUGAACUUUACCUACAGAACAAUAAGUUAACCACAGUUGCUUCAGGCAUGUUUGACAAGCUUCAGAAACUAAGGAAGAUCGAAUUGUCAAGCAACCCUUGGAAAUGUGAUUGCCAUAUCACAUAUCUCAAGCACUGGCUAGAAGACCACCAACUCAAUGCUAAUCCAAUGGUUCUUUGUUCAACUCCUGUUUUACAUAGCGGUAAACAAAUAUUAAAACUAACAGGUAAUGAGUAUGCUGCUUGUACUAACCAUGAACCGAUCCAGUGUAAAUCAUUUCUUUACAGAGAUAUUUGGCUGGCUGGUGCACUUUUUCUUGUUCUUGUUUUGUUGCUAUGUACAAUUUACAUUGCAAAGCACUUGAACUUCUGGGCUUUUAUGACUGGCUCUUACUAUCCAUCAGAAAGUCUCAAGGUAGAUUAAAAAGCAAUAAAAAAAUCUUCAAACAAACAAAUUUGAUUAACGGUGCAUUCCUUCAAUGUUUUACCUCAUAUUCCUUAUAAAACGGUACCACUACUGAAAGAGUCCCACAAAUCCAAAAGACUUAAAACCAGUCUUUUGACAAUUAAGUAUUUAGAGUGCUUUUGCAAUAAUGAGAGAGAUAAUUCUCAAAUUGAUGGAAGUUAAAAACCAAGAGGGUUGUAAAAUAGAUUGCUAUCAAUUGUAUUGCACCAUUGUGUAAAGUAAACACCACAUCAUCUUUCUUCUACCCCCAUUUAUUUUUAGACUUUCUCCUCUUCUUGUUAGGUAUCUGCCUAACAACACAAGUGACAAAUAAUUUACUAACAUAAUAUUAAUUGUUUUUGCUGAUCCACCAAAGUCCAGAUCUGUAUGGCUCUCCAAUCACAUAAUAAAGACCUUUAGUUCUUUGAUCAUAGACUAUGUUACAUAAUCUGCUGUUUGCAUAAAGUCAAACCAUUUCCAAUUUCAAUGAACUAAAUCAUGUUCUUUCUCAAUCAUCAUUAAUUUAUGUAUUAAAAUUCAUCUUUCUAUUUAAAAAUAUACUCCCAAAUUGUAGUGGUGCGACAUAGAUUCACACUUAUGUUUGUACUGUAGCAUGAAGUUUGUUUUAUGCAUAUAGAAUAUUCAGAGAAUGGCAUGUAGCUGAAAAAGGAAAAUAAUGAAGGUCAAAUAAAUAUGGUGUGCUUUUUUCACUAUUAUGAAGAAUUCUUGAUGUUGUUACAUAUCACCUGAAUGUUUUUAAAUAAACUAUAUCACUGUUGUUCAUGUCAUGUUAGUUGAAAAAUACAGUUGUAUUACAGUUGUGGAAAAGCACAUGCUUUGUAAUGCCAGUUUUUUCUAAAUGCCUGAUAUUGUGAACACAAGAUUGUUUCUUGCUCUAUUAACUGUUAAUCACACUUUUUAUUCAAACAAUGAAAUAAUGAUGGUUCAUGUUGUCACUGUAGAAAAGACUGCUUUGAAAUAACACAAUA
Stegostoma tigrinum is the source of this 1716-nucleotide messenger RNA. RefSeq names its product platelet glycoprotein IX-like. Lineage: Eukaryota; Metazoa; Chordata; Chondrichthyes; Orectolobiformes; Stegostomatidae. The transcript is spliced from 2 exons. The record is from RefSeq and is a predicted model, not a curated record. The coding region runs from base 122 to 706 and encodes 194 amino acids.